This is a messenger RNA of Fonticula alba, 3558 nucleotides long. RefSeq lists its product as hypothetical. The transcript has 5 exons. Bases 61 to 3558 code for a protein of 1165 amino acids. Lineage: Eukaryota; Rotosphaerida; Fonticulaceae. The record is from RefSeq and is a predicted model, not a curated record.
GGCUCCCCCUGCUCCCCCCCCCCCUCCCGCCCUGCCCCGCUCCUGCCCCUCUGCUCUCCAAUGAGACCGGCUCCAGCAGCAUGGCAGCAGUACAGCUCCCCGCCGCUGCCGCCGCACGGCGAGCCCCCCCUGGACGAGUCGUCCCUGUCCAUUCGCGCGUCGGCCGCCCUGCUGGACCAGCUCAUUGAUGCGGUGUCCGAGGCGGCCGACCGGGCCGAUGCGCGCCUUCGCGUCCUGGCCGGCUUCCAGCCCCCCACGCCGGGCGACUGGCUCGAGGACGAGGACGAGGAUGACACCACCAACUCGCUGAUCGAUGCGUAUGCCUUCGAAGAGCCGGCCGCCGAAUGGGGCCCGGCCGGGCCGAGCCCUCUCGGCCCCCCGCCGCCACGCGCCGAGGGGCCGCCCUCCGGGAGAUCCCCCUCGCCGUCGAUGCCGGCCCUGAGCCCGCUGCUCCCGGCCACCGGCCGGGCCCCCGGCGACCCGGGCGUGUCGUACCCCUCGCCGCCGGGAUCCGGCUCGCCGCCGGCCGACGCGCACGCCGACCUGGCCGAUGCCCACUUCGGCGCCAAGCGCCGGCCCUCGCUGCCCACGCGCCUGGACGCCGAGCACUCGCUCCCGAGCGCCGGGCCGACGGUGGUAGCGCAGCCCGGCGGCCCGACCCCGGCCCUGGAGCAUGAUGCCCUCCUGUCCGGGGCCGUGGCUUGCAUCCCCGGCGUCAGCCUCCCACCGGGGCCCCCUCCCCGGGGGGCCGCCGCCCAUCCGGCCGUCCGAUCUCAGCCAUCCUCCUCCCUGGAGUCCAGCCCAGCGCAUCCCUUCAGCGGCCGGCGGAGCCACUCCUCGGACCUCCACCAGUCGCCGCGCACGCGAUCGACCUCCUUCAACUACACCCCCGCCCCCCGGCGGCCAUCCACCUGCUCCGAGUCCUCGGUCGGGUCGCUCGGCCCGCCGGCCGCUCUGGUGGCCAUCCCCCCGCACCUGGCCACCAGUGCCGGGUCCUCGCCCGGGAACCGCCUGCUCAGCUCCAUGUCCAGCAUGAUCUCCCGCAAGUUCCCCUUCCUGUCCAUGCUCUCCUCCGCCUCCCGCGGGUCAUCCAUGCCCCUGCGCAUGUACUCCUCCCGGGACCUGGCCGCUGCCUGCCAGCAGGGCGACGUCCGCCGCGUGAAGAAGGUCCUCCUGCAUGCUCGGCGCUUUUUCGGCCAGAUCGCCCCCUCGCGAGCGCACCCGCAGCCCUUCGGCGACUUCGGCCAGCCAUGGCCCUACUACUCGCCGGGCUGGUUCCAGGCCCUGCACGAGCAUAUGGGCCGGCAGGCCGCCAUGUCUGGCGGUGCCCCGGCCCCGGUGGCCGGCCGCACCCGGCCCCGCACGCCGCAGCCCGCUGCCCCCUUCCGCGACCUUGGCCGGCGCCCGGCCACGCGGUCCGACUCGUCGCUUCACAUCCCCUCGCUGUCGGGAAGCCCGCCGGCCGGCACCGCCCCCAUCGGCCCCGGCACCGCCGCUGCCGCUGCCAUGGCCACCGGCACCACCCCGGCCGACGGCAUCCCCCCCGGCAGGGCGCCUGCCCCCGGCUGCCGGUCGGCGGAUGCCAGCUCCUGCGACUCGCUGCGCAAUGCGGCCCUCUCGUCGCUGGAUGAGACCCUCAUCUUUUCCUCCAACUACUUUGCCGGCCCGGCGGACAGCUCGUACCUCUGCGGCAUGGGGCAGGAGGAGCCGGAGGAUGGCCGCUCGGGCCCGGCCCAUGGGCCCGGCCUGGCGCGGCUUCCCCUGCUGGAUGCCGAUCUCGACGCCGCCGGGCGCAUGCUCGCCUCGCAGUGCGCCUAUGUGGUGCUCAUGGCGGCCGGCGUGCCGAGCCCCGACCCGCUGGUCGACGCGUCGUGGGGCCCGCACAAUGGCUGCCCCCUGUGCUUGGCCUCGGAGGCCGGGGCCGGGGCCGACAGCGCCUCGCCCUCGGUGGGGCAGCUGGCGCCCGAGCGCGACCCCGAUGCCGGGCCGGCCCUGUGCGGCCCCUGCGCCGGUCAGCUCGAGGAGACGGGGGCCGGUGCUGGCGCCGGCGCCGAUGGCCCCUCCGCCACCGGGCCCAGCAAGAGCUGUCCAACUGCCCGGCCGACUGCCACUCAGCCGGUCGGUGGCCCGGGCCGGGCCCAGGCCGACGCGCAUCCUGGCCCGUCGGCCGGGCCGUCGUCCUCCGGCGCCGGCCGGCCUCUGAGCGACCUGACGCUGGACGCCCAUGCCGAGCACUUCCGCCUGGUCGGCGGCGACCCCAGCUGCCCGAAGUGCCUGUCCGCCAAUGCCAAUCGCCCGGCCAGCUUGGAUCUAUCGCGGCAUUUGGAGAAUGCCGGGGCCGGCAGCAGCCCGGGCAGCGCGCGAGCUGGCUCUCACGCUGCCUGCGCGGCAUGCGGCCGGCCAGCCGGCCCUCCGGCGCUCGGUGACCGGCCGCAAGUGCACCGCCACCGGCCCCCCGGGGCAGGGGCCGGUCCCCUCCCCUGGUCGGCCUCCUCGUCGCCGCAAUCGCUGCCCUUCACCCACCCCACCCCGCCGCCCUCCUCUUCGUCGCCCUUUUCCUCGUUCUCCUGCCACUCCUGCGCCUCCUCCUCCUCCUCCUCCUCCUGCGCCUCCUCCUCUUCCCCCUCGUCCUCCUCCUCCUCGUGCGUGUCAUGUGCCGCCUCGUCCAGCCCCUCGUCAUCGGCCUCCUCAUCGCCAAGCUCCUGGGCCGGCAGCAAGCCCUCGGUCACCAUCCUCCGGUCGACCCCCUCGCCCACGGUUGGCAGCCCCUCGCGCGGGUUUGCCGGCUCCUCCGGGUCUUCCUCCUCGCCCUCCUCCAGGUCCCUGGUGGCCAUUCGCCACCGACGGGCGGCCAGCGACGGCGGCGGGGUCUUCCACACUCGCAGCCACGCCUUUGCUCCAUUUGGCUUUGCCACUGACGGCGGCGCCGGCGGCGCCGGCCCCGGCCUCGGCAGCCCCGGCACCGGGGGCCUCUUUCAGGUGGGCCCGGUGUAUGGGCCGAUGCUCGGCCGGGCGCCGGCCGGCGCGCACCUUGGCCCGUGUGCCACUUGCCAGGGGAUCGGCUCGCCGGCCGCCAGUGGCCUGUGCCCGGCGCACGCCGGCACGCGCCUCGCUCCCGGCGCUGCCGGGGGGCUGCUGUAUGGCGCCGGCGCCGGUGGCAGCUCCCCCUCCCCCGGGCCCGGGGAUUUCCGCCCGCCCGGCGGCCCCUGCAGCUGUGCCGGCCACAGCGCGGUGCCGUCGUGCAACUUUUCCUCCGGCCUGCUGUUUUCCAUGAACAUGCAGCCGGACGUCGAUCACUACGCCACGUCCAUGGCCCCGGUGCUGGCACUGGCCGAAACGGCCGGCGAUCCGGUCGCCGCCUUGAUCUCCUUCAUCAACUUCCCCGACCCCAUCAUGCUCUCCGCCAGCCAUCUGACCAUUGAGGCUCUUGCCUCGGUUCGGUCCUCCCACCUCACAUCGAGCGAGCACUUCAGCGCCAGCAUGGCGCUUUCCACUCUCUCGCCACAGAGCUACUACGGCCACAUGGCCACUGACGAGUCCAUCAGAGCGGCGCUCUGA